AUGAUCAAGAAAAAGCAUCGUUCAUUCGGAAAUGCCGAUUUAGUCCAACCAACAAAUCAUUAUUUAUCGCGAAAUGAGAAAGUAGUACCAUCGUCAUCAAUGGGCAAAUUUCUAAGUAAUCGUAUGCGUGAUUCGAUCUAUUAUACGCGAUCAUCAUCGCCACCAGAAAAACACAUACUUUAUGAUAGUAUUGAACAUGAAGCAGAAGACUUUGACGAGGCCGAUUAUGUAGCAACACCCGAACCUCCACUAAACGAUAAUUUUAAUUCUUAUCAUCGACGUCCUCUAUUUACGCCAUCAUCUACAUCUUCGAAUACUGACUCUUAUUUCACGCGUGCAUCACCCGAUAUCAAAAAAUUUUCGCGUCACGUCGAACUGUCAUCUGGCUACAAUAUAUUAAAGAGCAAUAAUCAAAAUAAACCACUUAGAUUACCAGCUUACCUUCAAGGUCGAGCUCCAUUAGUCCAAAUAAAUACUAUUCGUCAUCAAUUGCCAAUGCCAUCACUUGACGACGAAGAAUUCCAAGUUGACGGUCUUCAUCGACGGCGAUUAUCAUUCAACAGUCAAACGAACAGUCUUCUUAAUUCAACAUCACUCUACAGUAACAAAAAUAAAUUCCAUUAUAAUAGCGACGGAUCACAGCGUCCAUUUUCUAGUGAUAGUCCUGUACCACCUCUGACGCAAUUUACGCGAGUUUUCGACAACACUAUUUCAUCAGCACCUCCCGUUCACAAUCGUUCAAUAUUACCGUCUACUCAUUAUCAUGAGGGUAAUAGUUCGACAGAAACAAAUUUACAACAACAAUUAUCAGUUACUAACCAUAAUCUUCCAUUUGAACCAUUGAAAUUUUCUCCUCCAUUUGCCGUUAAUAUUACUGAUCACAAUGAAGAAAAUAAUUCUAUUGCUGCCCUAAAUCGAGAAUUACGUGCUGCUGCAUAUCCAUCAAAUCAUAGACAAUCAUCCUCAUCACCUACGCGUGAGUCAAUAACAAUAACUACAAAUAUUUCAGCAUCACCGCCAACGUCAAGAUAUUCUACACGUAAUCAAACAAAACGAAGUAUACCACGUUCCUUGCCAAAAUUAAAUGAUCAGAAUUCGAGAAAAGUAAAUCAUUAUUCUUAUACAUCGUUUGAAACAAACGAUGAGAAAAAUGAUGAUUUACUGCAAAGUUCAUCAUCGGCAGCAUUACUUGAUCAAUUUUUCUCGCUCAAUGUUCCACCAACACAACAGGAACGAUCACAAUUAUUAAAUAUAACAGGUAGUGAACAGUCUGAAUCAAUACUCAAUAAAACAACACCAGAGUUGAGUAUUUCAGCAGUGGAUGAUCUUACAACGUCGACGACAACAACGAGAACAUUCCUUUCUAAGUAUUUACUUUUAGCUCCGAUAACAACAACAACAUCACAACAAAUGAAUGUCACAAUCGAUCAAAACAUUUAUUCAAACUUGAAACUUGAUGAGGUUGCUGAGAAUAAUAUUAUUGACGUAAAACAAGACGAACAUCAACAGCAGCAACAUGUUUUGAAUUAUACUAAUGAGAUUGAUACGAAUCAAACAGUCGAUGCCUUAAACGAAGAUUAUCGAUUUGAUAUGAAUUUAUCUAUGACAUCUAUGUUGAACAAUGAUCGAUCAAAUCAUAAUGACUUGACUAGUAUCGUAGACGAUAAUAGUGAUAAUGUAACAAAUAGUAAUUACGAUUAUGUAUCGUUAAAUCAGGAGCAGCAACAUUCGAUAAUUGACAUGCCGUUACUUGAAUUAGAUGAAUUAGAGACAGCAUCAGAUAUAAGUGAAUCUCAAUUAGUACCGAUUGUCUAUGCGAAAGACUUAGCAAAUGAAAUAGCUUUAUUACAACAAGCACAUCAGGCAAACCAACAACAAAAACGUGAGCAAAGAGAAGCUCGAUUAUUAUUACAUCAGCAAGAUGAAGAUGAUCGAAUGAACGAUAAUAACAGUGUACCACCACCAGCAAAUAUUGAAUUACUCAAUUUUGAUACGUUAGAUGACGAAUUACUCAUAAAACACGAAUGCGUUAAUGCAAUUCCAAUAGCUACAACAACACUAACAACUGUUCCCAACGUUUUGUAUAAAAAUACUAUUGAUGACACAAUCAGUAACUACAACGAAAAUAGUUCUGUUAAUAAUACAGAAAUGGAUAUCUCUAUAAGCUCGACUCCACCACUUAUUCUAACAACUACUUCAAAUGUAAAUUCUUCAUGUUUAUGGUAUCGAUUACCAACAGAAUUAUGGUUUAAAGUAUUGCCGUAUUUAAAUCAAAAUGAAUUUACUAAUUUUUCUCUUGCUUGUAAGAGAUUUUAUUUAUUAGUUCAAGAUCAAGCAUGUCAACAUCGUACGAUACUUUAUCGAAAAUCUAUAAUUAAACAAGAGUGGUUGCAUACUAUUGCAAGACGUAAACCGAUGGCAUUAGCAUUUAUUGAGUGUAGACAACAAAAUCUUGAACAAGAAAAAGACUCAACGCAAACCAGAUUAAAUGCUUGUGUAAAUAUAACCUGGUCAAGCUUAACAUCCAUAAGUCAACAUGUGAAAUCGUUAAAACAUUUGAAUAUACGACAAUGUAUCGGAUUAAAACAUCAAUUAAAUGAUGAUAACUUAAAUUGUUUUCAAUAUUGGUCAAAUAUGGAAUAUUUAGAUUUAAGUCAAUUAUUAUCAUUAACUGACAAUGAUAUAUUGAAAAUAACGACAAAUUGUAAAGAUUUGAAACAUCUUUAUUUAGAUGGUUGUAUUAAUUUAACAAGUCAAACAUUGUAUACGAUAGGAAAUAAUUUAUAUUUAACAUUGGAAUCAAUUAGUCUAGAAAAUUGCAUAAAUAUACAACAUAAUGAUGCCUAUUUGUUUCUGAUUCGACAAUGUUCUAAUUUACAUUUUAUAAAUUUAUCAUUGACAUGUGUUAAUGAUUCAUAUAUUUAUUCGUGGACAGAUCAAAAUGAAAAUAAUUUAAAUAAAUUAGAAAUAUUAUUAUUAAAUUUUACCAAAUGUACAAUGGAUGGAAUUAAAAUAAUAUUAGAUUCAUGUAAAAAUUUGAAACAAAUUAAUCUUACUGGUAUAAUUAAUCAAUUAGUACAACAAAAUGAAUUAAAAGACAAAUAUGAAAAUAUUAAAUUUAUUUUUCAGGCACCAACACACUAG
Didymodactylos carnosus is the source of this 3144-nucleotide messenger RNA. The record is from the annotation of a GenBank genome assembly. Lineage: Eukaryota; Metazoa; Rotifera; Eurotatoria; Philodinida; Philodinidae.